This is a messenger RNA of Hermetia illucens (black soldier fly), 345 nucleotides long. RefSeq names its product keratin-associated protein 21-1-like. The record is from RefSeq and is a predicted model, not a curated record. Lineage: Eukaryota; Metazoa; Arthropoda; Insecta; Diptera; Stratiomyidae. The transcript has a single exon. Bases 1 to 345 code for a protein of 114 amino acids.
AUGAGGAUCGUAAUCGUUUUAUUGGCAGUUUUGGUCGCUGUAUCUGCACAGUUCGUGGGCGGUGGAGGCUACGCUGGAGGAUUCGCAUACGGUGGUGGUUUUGGGUAUGGAGGUCGUUACGGACGCUUCGGGCCAGGAUAUGGUCGCAAGCCGAUUAUUAAAGUGGUGAACGUUAUUGUUCCUCCACGACAUGGUGGCUACAUUGGCCAUGGGGGAUACGGAGGCGGGAUUGGACCUGGAUUUGGCGGUGGAUACGGUGGUGGAUAUUCUAGUGGUUAUUCAAGUGGAUAUAGCUCAUAUUCUAGUGGCUACAGCAGUGGUUACAGUGGUGCACAUUUUCGGUGA